Nelumbo nucifera (sacred lotus) is the source of this 1457-nucleotide messenger RNA. RefSeq lists its product as uncharacterized. The record is from RefSeq and is a predicted model, not a curated record. Lineage: Eukaryota; Viridiplantae; Streptophyta; Magnoliopsida; Proteales; Nelumbonaceae.
AGCGCAAGUUGGUGAAUGGUGAAUGGUGAGGCGUGCCCAUGAAAUCAAAGCUGAGGAGGGAAUUCCAAAUUUCCGAUUACAGUUGUUCUUAGCCACCUCUCUGAAGUCUGAUCUGAUCUCUCUAUCUUUGACGAGAAUACGACUCUUGUGUCGUAGGAGGAGUGUGCAGGAGCUUUAUAAAUUAGGGGAGAACGUCUGUUGCUUUCUUCUUCUUUUGGAUUUAGCGGUGUUUGGGGCCAGGGGAAACAAGUAAGAUGGGCCUGUCGAACUUCCCCAGUCCAGCCGAAGGGGUGCUUCCGGUGCUAAUUCUUUCUGUGGCUCUUCUGAAGAACAUGGUCAGAUCAGUGCUUCAACUGAUGGGAGUUGGUGAAAGCCCUCCAAAUUUAGAGGAAUAUGAUGUGAAUGAUGCGUGCCCACCAUCAUUCUGGGAAAGUGCAAGAGAUAGAAGAAUUUCAGUGACCCUGUACAUGUAUUUGUGCAACAACAGGAGCAGCGGUAGGGGUGAGUGUAGUUUUUGGUCUUCAAUGGAGUGUUGCGUGUGCCUGUGUGGAUUUCAAGCCAACGAAGAGGUCAGCGAGUUGCCAUGCAAGCAUUUCUUCCACAAGUGUUGUCUGCAGAAGUGGUUGGAUCACAACCACACCACCUGCCCUCUAUGUAGAUCUCCACUCUAAUUGAGAUAGAUGUGUGCGAGCGUGUAUGUGUGUGUGUGAGAGAGAGAGAGAAGACUGUUUUACUCUUUUCUUUUUCUUUUGGAUACCAUUUCAAUGUGUUUGUGUUUCUAAUGUUUUUCCCCGUUUGUGUUGGAGCAAACAUGACUUGACCACUCUGACUUACUUAAUUAGUGGGUUACGCUCUCAUUCCCCUGCUGUUUGGCUCCAAGAGAAAUGCAAGCAAAAUAAAAUCCCAAUAAAAUAGCAUUUGGGCCCAGUCGAUGGAGAAAGACAGGAGUACUUUGGUUCAGCAAAAAGGAGCUCUCUUUCGUUUCCUAUGAAUAUGGAAAAAAAAAAAAAACACCCUCAAGUGGGUGGAGUGGAGCCUACUCACUCAAGUUUCUCCAGCAGAGGCCAGCUAAGCUACAGACUUGUUACAGCAGGAAUCACAGGAAGAGAUGGACAGGAGGGGCAGUGGGUCUGCCCUGGCGAUUUUUCUAAUUUUCUUUCCAUCUUUUUUUUGCCCUGGAGGCCUGGACCAACCAGCCCGGACUGAAAAGUGAGAGCCUAUGGGAUGGGUAAGUAAAGCCCAGUAAGUCCAAGCCGGGCUACAGUAGAUAGAUAUGUUAGACUUGGUUGGUCCAGUGAUUUGUGUUAAUUACGUCAUAAAUAACCAGCUCAAGUAGAAAGCUUAUUCCAACAGUCUACCAGGUAAUGGACUAUCUGUAUUUGCUUAGGUGUUUAGCCGUCUGAUCCGUGUAAAGCGAAGUCCAUCCAUUAAUAUUUUCUUACGGCAAAAUUCCACUU